Messenger RNA from Nicotiana attenuata, 706 nucleotides. RefSeq lists its product as uncharacterized. The coding region runs from base 29 to 544 and encodes 171 amino acids. The record is from RefSeq and is a predicted model, not a curated record. NCBI's taxonomy places the organism in Eukaryota, Viridiplantae, Streptophyta, Magnoliopsida, Solanales, Solanaceae. The transcript is spliced from 4 exons.
GCUCUUGUUCUUGAGGUUUCUCCACCAUAUGCACCUUCACUUUUUUCUUUGCCAAUAUCAUUUAACGAUUAGUAUGGGUCUAUCCCUCAAGAAAUUUGCAAAUGAUGAGCAGAAUGAUAAUGUUGGUCCGAUGAUAAAUGAACUCUAUGAAAGUCAUUUUAAGAAUACGGAGAACUGGAAAUUUGCUCAAUUUUGCCGUGUAGUCUGCCUAACAGUCGAAGAUAUCAACGAAAAGCUGGGGAGUACACAGUUUAGGGUGCCAAAGAUUGAGGAACUCCAGCGACUAUACGACAAAUAUCUCAUAAACAAAGGAUCAAAAUCGUUGACACCGGAAGAGUAUCAGAACAUGCUUAAAGAAAUCAUUCUUGAUACAAAAGUUACCGGCUCUGGAGCCAAAGACGUAUUGUUGUACUUGUUUGGAGUUCCUGUCACUGCUUUAUUCAUUAAGCAAAGCUUUAUUCCACAAGCCAUUCCUAAUGAGAUCUUUAUUCCUGGCAUCACUUCUGCAACUGUUUUUCUUCUAGCCAAACUCCACAAGAUUUAGAACGUCUCUUAUAGAACUUGUGAAAAUCUCCACUUCUGUACUUGGUUUCUAUUCAAUUUCUGAUUUAUUUCUUAUUUCCGUCGUGUAUGUUUUAAACACGAUCAUAUCAAAAUUGUGAAAUAUGCUUAUUUAAAUCUAUUGAUCACCAUUUACUUUUAAUAA